Hydatigera taeniaeformis is the source of this 1305-nucleotide messenger RNA. NCBI's taxonomy places the organism in Eukaryota, Metazoa, Platyhelminthes, Cestoda, Cyclophyllidea, Taeniidae. The record is from the annotation of a GenBank genome assembly.
AUGCAGAAACUCGAUGACCCUUGCAGUUCUUUGGGGAAACCAAUUAGUAUCGCUGCCUUUUUCAUGCCGCUCUUUGUCUACUGGUGCAUCUUUCUCGCUGUCUCUCCAACAAAUGAGGAAUCAUUCACAAGAAUCUGCUCCUAUCACGGUUGUUUCGUAGCAUUUUUCGGGGCUGCUGUCCCUCUGGAUUUAAGCUUUGUCAAUUUACGUGUUCUUUUUGGCGUCGUAUUUUUCGAUAGAAUCAUUAUGUUUCUAAAUAAUUUUGUACCUAUCGGCGAACCGUCUGUUGUCGUUUUCGCUGCACGUCGGUGGCAGCGCAGGUGCUAUCGAAUAUUGGUUGUUUUGUUCUGUCUUCUUUCUGCGGUUCUAUACGUUUAUGUGUGUGCUGAAGUUGUUAAUGGCUCCCAGUUACUUGAUCUGCGGAACUUUCUGGUAUCAUUCUUCCUUGGUGCAUGGGUUGAUGCUCUUCUUUUCGCGAUACACGCUCUUCUGAAAUCCCGACACAUUCGUGGUUCUUCUACUGCACUAGCCAAGCAUUCGGGUAACAUCAUUUUGGACUUUUAUAACGGCAGUGAAAUCCGCCCUAUAAUUUGCGGGCUGGAUAUCAAAGUUUCCUCCUACUUUGUGUCCAUUAUCAGAGGCUUUACCCUUCAACUGGUCUUUGCGAUCUAUCAGUACGAUGAACAUGCGACCCUUAGUUUUGGUCUUAUGACUUUGCUUCUCUUUCACGGUAUCUAUAUAUUGGACUUCUUUAUCUACGAGCCUACGAUUCUUCAUGCCCAUGACAUUGUCUACUAUGGCUGUGGUCUUCGAUGGUUUCAGAACGUCCUCCUCGUCUGGCCUUUAUUACAAAGCCUAAGCGUUUUAUAUCUGGUCCACAAUUACUAUGAUGUUCAACUCUCUUGCUACAGUUUUUCUGCUGCGGGUGCAAUUCUCUUCAUUCUUGGCCUUUAUAUUCGUCGACAGGCCAUCAAUCAGAAGUUCUUUUACCACGAUCCACAAGGUCAUUCAUUUGAUUCCUCGAAUUCUUUAAACGCUACCGCGAGUCAAAACAUCACAGCAGUUGGUUGGUGGUCUUGUGUCCGUCAUCCCGACUACUUGGGUGAACUAAUUCUGUUGCUUGGUCUGGCCUUGACUACUGGAGUUGGUAGCGUUGUUCCAUGGAUUGCACCGGUGUGUGGGUUUUUUGAUGUACUUUUGCGCAUUCACUGGGACGAGCGGACGAGCUUGAAGAGGUAUGACAAGACUGCGUGGAGGAAGUACACUUCUGCUGUACCCUACCGUCUGAUUCCACGUAUUUACUAG